Messenger RNA from Sparassis crispa, 5439 nucleotides. RefSeq lists its product with no specific name. Gene Ontology annotation, biological process: chromatin remodeling. NCBI's taxonomy places the organism in Eukaryota, Fungi, Basidiomycota, Agaricomycetes, Polyporales, Sparassidaceae. The record is from RefSeq and is a predicted model, not a curated record. The transcript is spliced from 14 exons. Gene Ontology annotation, molecular function: histone demethylase activity; DNA binding. Bases 1 to 5439 code for a protein of 1812 amino acids. Gene Ontology annotation, cellular component: nucleus.
AUGCACGGGAGUCCCACUCCUCGCGGUACUCCCUCUCGCCGAGGCAGAUCUCCUCGCGCCCCAGCUGCCUCUCCGUCGUCUCCCACAAUUACACCAGAUUUUUCUAUCAGACCCGCCGCCACUUUCACAACAUGUUUGUCCAUCCCCGUCGAGGGUGCUCUUCCGAUCGAACGACCCGAGCCUCCUGCUCCCACAGCAGCAGCCGACUCUUCCGCUCACCCUUCCUCCAACGAAUCCAAGAGAGCUCCCAGAAAAUCUAAGAUGGAUGCCCUUGUGGCCCUCCACAAUCACGCUCAGUCCUCGUUGGGCCAGGAGGACCUCAACGACACCAUCAACGACGACGCCGGGAUCCGCGUCCAACUGCAUGAUGGUCCUCCCAUCGCUGUCUCACCUCGUUUGGACCUGUCAUCUGUCAAGACGCCCAAACCCGGAAGCGAAGCCUCCGAGCCGUCGCAGCGGCCGUUUGGACUGACCAACUGCCCCACAUUUCGCCCCACCCCGGAGCAAUUCAAGGACCCCUUGGCUUACAUUCGCUCCAUAUCCGACGAAGGAAAGCAGUACGGGAUCUGCAAAAUUGUGCCGCCCGUCGGAUGGAACAUGCCUUUUGUCACUGAUACCGAGAAAUUUCGGUUCAAGACACGCCUUCAGCGCCUGAAUUCGAUUGAGGCAUCGUCGCGAGCAAAGGUCAAUUUCCUCGAGCAGCUCUAUCGCUUCCACAAACAACAAGGAAAUCCGCGAGUUUCGGUCCCUACAAUCAACCACAAGCCGCUCGAUCUUUGGUUGCUUCGCAAAGAGGUGCACAAAUUGGGUGGUUAUGACACGGUGACCAGAACCAAGAAAUGGGCGGACCUCGGUCGGCUUCUAGGAUAUGGAGGUAUCCCUGGCCUCUCGACGCAAAUGAGAAAUUCCUAUGCUCGUGUUAUCUUGCCGUUCGAGCAGUUUUCCGACCGAGCCGGAAGACCUUCUGCCUCGGGCUCGGCAUCGGUUGCAGGAGAUGAGAGCCCGCCGUCGAGUCCUUUGACAAUGACAUCCAGCCCGUUGUCGGAACCCCCUGAUGAGGGUGACUACAAGGAUCAUGCCGCAGAUAGGCCAAGCAUGGCUAGACCGCGCAGAAGUGCCAGACAUAGCUCUCAGGAGCAUACAACGCCGGUUCGUAAAGCCUCAAAUGCGAAUGAAGGAGUACCUUCAGGGUCCCAUGGCCCGAAAGCUGCCGCUGGCUCUUCCCAGACCCCGACCGAGCCUCAUUGCGAAGUUUGUCAUAAGAAAGAUCGUGGAGAAGAAAUGUUAUUAUGCGAUGGCUGCGACUGUGGAUUCCACAUGUUCUGUCUCGAUCCUCCUCUCUCCUCCAUUCCCAAGGGCCAGUGGUUCUGCCACACAUGUCUUUUUGGAACAGGAGGAGACUUUGGGUUCGAUGAAGGCGAGGAACACAGUCUCUCCAGUUUCCAAGCCCGAGACCUUGAGUUCCGGCGACUAUGGUUUAAGUCGCACCCUGUUUCAUCAUCUACCGAGGAGGAUGACAAGAUGAAUGUGGACGAGGACUCGCCCUCGAAGAAGAAUGUCAGCGACCCCAAUGUCAACCGUAUCGGCGACGUUGUCGUCUCCGAGACUGAUGUGGAGAACGAAUUUUGGAGGCUCGUUCAGUCGCCGCUGGAGACUGUUGAAGUUGAGUAUGGUGCUGAUGUACACUCAACUACUCACGGAAGUGGCAUGCCAACGCUGGAGACCCAUCCGUUGGAUCCAUACUCCAAGGACCCAUGGAAUUUGAAUAAUAUCCCGAUAUUACCUGACUCUUUGCUCCGUUAUAUCAAGUCAGAUAUCUCGGGUAUGACUGUGCCCUGGACGUAUGUAGGCAUGGUGUUCUCGACGUUUUGCUGGCAUAACGAGGAUCACUACACCUACAGUAUUAAUUACAUGCAUUGGGGCGAGACGAAGACGUGGUACAGCAUCCGUGGAGCAGAUGCUGAUAAGUUCGAGGCUGCAAUCAAGCGGGAGGCCCCUGAUCUCUUCGAGGCUCAGCCUGAUCUUUUGUUCCAACUCGUCACAUUGAUGAAUCCGAACAGGUUGAAGGAAGCUGGGUUGGACGUGUACGCCUGUAAUCAGAGGGCGGGCGAGUUUGUCAUCACCUUCCCGAGGGCUUACCAUGCAGGCUUCAAUCACGGACUGAACUUCAACGAAGCUGUCAACUUCGCUCUACCUGAUUGGUUGCCUCUUGGGUUGGACUGCAUGAAGCGGUAUCAAGAGCACAGGAAACUACCCGUGUUCUCCCAUGACGAGCUGCUCAUCACAAUCACGCAGCAAUCGCAGACCAUUCAGACCGCCUUGUGGUUGAAUGAGAGUUUGCAGGAGAUGACCGAACGCGAAAUGAGUAUUCGAGCCAGAGCCCGAUCUCUCCAGAUGAACGAAGUGCUUGAAGAAACCGAUCGGGCCGAAGAACAGUAUCAAUGCACCAUCUGCAAAAUGUUCUGUUACCUAUCGCAGAUCACGUGUUCGUGCACGACGAAGGUUGUAUGCAUCGACCAUGUCGACUCCCUCUGCAAGUGUGCUCGCACCAGCAAGAUUCUGCGGAAGCGUUUCGAGGACACGGAGUUGCAGGAUAUACAAGCGAAAGUUUCCGAGCGUGCCGCCGUUCCCUCCGCCUGGCGAGGCAAGCUCAACAAACUUCUUUCAGAGAGCGCCCGUCCACCUCUCCGAAGCCUGCGCGCGCUCGUUGCAGAAGGGGAGCGCAUCAAUUACCCGCUGUCCGAGCUUCACGCUCUACGCAAAUGUGUCACUCGGGCCAACGAAUGGGUUGAUUUGGCAAACGUGUUCCUCGUUCGCAAGCCGAGCAGGAAACGUGCACGCAAGUCUAAAGGGCGCGCCUCCGAGGGUUUGAUAGAUGAUACCGGAGACAAGCCUGAGCGCACGUUAGACGAUCUCUAUACGGCUCUGAAAGAGGUGGACACUUUAGGAUUCGACUGUCCGGAGAUAGGAUUUUUGAAGAAUCUCACCAACGAAGCGGAGGAGACGAGGAACAAAGCUCGCACUCUUCUGAGCUCGUCUUCUGGCCCUCGCGAUCGCCAGGAAUACGUGCAAGAAUGUGAACGCCUCCUGCUUCAAGGUUCAUCCAUCAAUGUGCUCGUGGACGAGUUGCUGGAGGUGGAGAAGAUCGUCCUGCGCGAGCAGCUCAUCAAGGAGCUGGAUGAAGUCCUGGAUACCGAGGUGGUGACCUUGGAGGAGAUCAGACAAUACAUGGCACGCGCUCAAGCCUGUGACCUGUCGACCAAUCGUGCCUACAUGUCUUCUCUCGAGAAAUUGUUGCAUACCGGAGAGGCCUGGGAGGGGCGCGUCAAAGCGGUGCUCACGAAGCCUCAGCGUACGUUGGAUGAACUCGAUGAGGUUAUCAAGGCCAGGAACAUGUACGACGGUCAGGUUGGCCGUGAUAGCGUGCCCGCAGAUCCGGAACUGGUGGAUCGCCUUAUGUCUACUCGCACUCGUGCUCAGGAAUACGAGAGGCAGGCGAAGGCAUGGUUAAUACCCGAGCCUGGUGCUCCAAAGCCGAAAGUGCAGGAGGUGUCUAAGUUGGUCGGCCGCGGGGAGAAGGAAUUUAACAUACAAGCCAUACAAGAUUUGAAGAGGACAGUUGACUUUGCGCUUGAUCUGGAGGCGCGGUGCGACGCGGUGUUGAAGAAUCGCUACCAGCACAACGAGGAAACUGACAUCUUUGUCACGAUGCUCCAGUGGCGUAACUAUGCCAAGGAACACCUCACCAUGUUCAUCUUGCCUAACUUUGACAAGCUUGACAAACAGAUUGCUCUCCAUUAUCGGUGGUUGGAGGGCCUACCAUGGUUCUGCCGACAGCACCAAGAAGCUCACGGUCAGCCCAUACUGGACGAUGUGGUCGAGUCUACUCGACCGGAAGACGAUCUUCCUCCUAAUGAUGAAUACUUCACUUGCAUCUGCACGACUCCUGUUCGUCCUCCUGCUGCCGGAACUGUCUCCGACGCCGUUCAGUGUGAUCACUGUUAUGCAAGAUUCCAUGGUGUCUGUGCUGCGAAUGGUGGAUCGUGCCCAUUCUGCGAUCAUCAUCAUUGGAACGGUACAAUUCACAAGGAACGAAGCUGGCAUUUCUGCUAUCUUCCGACGAUACUCCUGCACGCCCCGGAUAUAACCAAGAACUACUCGGAGGAUUGGAAGCAAUUGGAAAUUAUAGUCCAUCGAGUGGACAGACUCUCAGCUGCAAUCGGACAGUUCUUGUCCUUUGCUUCCCAACCUGCUAAUCAGAGGCCGGAGUACAUUCCGCAGGUUAGGCACUAUAUGCGCAAAUUGUACAAGAUUCAGUUCGCAGUCUCCCCCAAUCCCGAGGUCUCUUUCGGCCUGGAUCUUGCAGGCCUGCACCGCAUCUUGGCCGGUCAACCUGCACCUGUCCGUGUGAAGAAAAGGCGUCGCCCGAAGUUUACGUUUGGUCAAGAUAUCGAUAAGGAUUGGAUGGAUAGCACCCGAUGCAUUUGCAGAGGUCGGACCAACUACUUGCUGAACUAUCCUACAGUUGAAUGCGAGCUAUGCGGCAAGUUCUACCAUGCUGGUUGUGUUUUCUUCCCUAUGGACCCGUCGUCGGGAGUGCGCAAUCGCUUUAUGUGCCCGCUCUGCUGUCUGCGGAAAAAUAGGGCUUAUCCGUAUUCAGAAGUCCGCGUCAAACACAUUGAUAACCCUGAACCCGAUACUUACGUCGACACCAAGGAGAUGCUAGACACGUUCAGCAAGGAGAUCAUCUACAUGAAGCUGCCGCCCCCGUAUACGCAGACUCUCUUCGUUGAGCUCAUUCGCUUUACCCCAGGGCAGCCAGACAACGUUUCUGGGAACGGGGCAGGUCCUCGCAAUGCAGGGCCCAGUAGUCCGCACGGGCUUAUCGGCAACGGUAGUUCACCCCACCCUCGAGCUAUCCAGCCCCCGCCUCCUCAUCCGCAUCACUCGUCGCAUGCUCCUAAUCCCUCUCCACUGGCCAUCCCUUUCGAUGCCGGACGCGCCUCUGGAUCGUCUCAUCACGUUCCUCCACCUCCACCAUGGGCUAGUCGAUGGAGCAAUGCCGCCGUUGCUGCAGCUCCGCCCAUGGCCAGGUCUCAUCCCGAGCAGUUGAGGUCACCCCUCGCUACUCCGCCGCAGGCUUCUAGGAAGCGCAAAUAUCCUGAAGAGGCUCCUCCGCCGCCUGAUGAUCGCUUUGGCCCUAUCCCCGGUGUCUCGUCCGGAAUACCUUCACCGAAGCGACGUCAGACGUCGCAUACUCCACAGCCGGCACCACGUACGAGCCAGGGCUUGUCUCCAUCCCUGGCGAUGAUGCUCUCGCCUUCACCAAACGAUGUUAGAUCCCCGACGCACCAACCGUACUCUGGUCGUGGCAUUGGCCAUGGUUCGUCGAGCAGGAUGCCCGAUGAUGGUUUACCAUCGGAUCGUCGACUACGUUAA